Molecule: messenger RNA, 1500 nt
Organism: Asparagus officinalis (garden asparagus)
Lineage: Eukaryota; Viridiplantae; Streptophyta; Magnoliopsida; Asparagales; Asparagaceae
Exons: 6
Coding region: 69-1343 (424 amino acids)
Source: RefSeq, a predicted model, not a curated record
UAUUCCCGUCUUCUUCAAAAAACCCAUCGCCGAUCCACACGCAGUCUCAGUCUCAGUCUCAGUCUCCGAUGUCGACGUACGCGAUGACGACGACGACGACGAAGAUGAAGUCGCCGCUUUUUUUCUACCUUCUCCUCCUCUUUCUUUUCACUCUCUCACCUAACCGAGCUGAUUGUAAGUUGGAGUUGGAAUUAGGCUACUCAGUGUCCACAGUCAUCGAUUUCAACAAAUACAGGCUCAUCCCCGACAAAAUCCACCCCUUUUCUCUCCUACCACGCCAUCGAUCGACUGAUCUCCUCCUCCUCGAUUCCACCGACUCCGUCUUCUACUCUCUCCCCAUCCCAAUCUCUCAGGAGAGUGAGGUGAGUGUUCUGGCUGGGAGAGGUGCUGCUGGGUUCUCUGAUGGGGAUAAGACGGCUGCCAUGUUCAAUAAGCCUCGUAGCUUUGCAAUUGACGGGAAGGAUAAUGUUUAUGUCGCGGAUAAGAUCAAUCAUGCCAUUCGCAAGAUUAGCACGUCUGGUAUGACUACCACAAUUGCUGGAGGCUAUUCACAGAAAAUGGGCAAUAUUGACGGGCCUGCUCAAAACGCAUCCUUCUCAAAUGAUUUUGACCUGGUUUAUGUUCCCACAAUAUGUGCCUUGCUGAUCUCUGAUCGUGCAAAUGGGUUGAUUCGGCAAUUGGAUUUGAAGCCAGAAGAUUGCGCACAGAGAACACAAGCAGGUCUGGGAGUAGCACCUGUGUCCGUCAUUGCAGUUCUUUGCCUCUUAUUUGGCUUGGUUUUUGGAUUUGCAGUUCGGCCAUUUUUUGCCACACGUCACAUCUUCAGCAACCACUUUAUCCACAAGACAUGGAAGCACUACCGGAUCAAUCUGGGGCGAGUAGUUCCGACAGCCAGCUCCGCCGUAAAAAGCGCGACUGCUAAUUCCCCAAUCUAUCAUCUAACGUGUCGGCUUGUUAACUUAGGUUAUUGCUAUUUAUCUGUAGUUCUUAGAAAUAUUAUGCCAGAAAGGCGAGUUCGGCGUUGUAGUGUGAAAACUCCCCUGAAGGAACCCGUUUCCUUACUCGAUUCAGAUUUAGUCAGUGACUGUGAUGAUAUGCCAAAGCUGCAGAGUUUUGGUGAUCAUUUACAGGAUUUGAUCAGCUUUGAUGAAGGAACCGGUGUUUUGGAGGUGAAGAGAACUUCUGAGCAGCAAUUUGAGACUGUAGAUGCUUCUGAAGGCAGCUUCUGCAAGAUAGAUGAUAUGAUAAAUGCCAACUUAUCAGGCUUCAGCAUAAUAGCGGGCUCCAAAGACCACAGCUCUGGUUUGGUUCUGAGGAGGCCUAUGAGAGAUAAUAGACCGUGAAUUCACCUCAUUUGUCACUCUUGUAUAAAUCUAGGUGAUGUUGCUUGUUUGUGUCAGCUAAUGUUGCAAGUACUCGAAACUACUGUUUUCUAUGUAACCUUGCUAGUUUGCUCCUUCAAACAGAUGGGUUGAAAAUUAAAUGGUUUAUAUUCACAUU